Messenger RNA from Chenopodium quinoa (quinoa), 1257 nucleotides. RefSeq lists its product as uncharacterized. The record is from RefSeq and is a predicted model, not a curated record. The transcript has 4 exons. NCBI's taxonomy places the organism in Eukaryota, Viridiplantae, Streptophyta, Magnoliopsida, Caryophyllales, Amaranthaceae. The coding region runs from base 1 to 1257 and encodes 418 amino acids.
AUGUAUGAAGUUGCUGUUUGUAUGUGCAAUGAUGUGCUGCUGUAUGAAGUUGGUGAAAAUUCAUGUACUGCUUUGCUAAUUGAGCCAUUGAGGCAUUGGUUAGUAUUAGUUAUGAAACUGGAGCGUGGAUUGUCUACCCAAAAAUCAUCUAAGAUGACUAAUGAUACUAAAGGCAUUGUUAUUGGCGCUAUGGCUGCUGUUAUUCCCUACGCGCUUGCUUUUCUUAACGAGCAUAGGUCUAAAACAAGAAGGCUAAGAAUAAUUAGGCGACCCUAUAUUAAUAGAGAUAGUCUGAGGUCGGAGAUUGUUAAUAGUGUUUUGUAUUGUGGUGAUACUCAUUGUUUGGGUCAGAUUCGUAUAAGGCCUCAAGCAUUUUUCAAUUUGCGUAAUAUUCUAGUUGAAAGAGGACUUUUGAAAGAAAAUAUUCGAAUAGGUGUUAAAGAACAAGUAAUGAUAUUUUUAUACAUUUUAGGGCAUAAUGUAAGAUUUAGGGUAGCGGGGGAAGAUUUUUCCGAUCAAUUUGGACCAUACAUCAUUACUUUCAUGUUGUUCUUAAAGCCAUCCUUAAAUUGUACCCUGAAUUUGUCAAACCACAAGCCUCUCCUCUUCCAUCUGAAAUUCAAAACAACCCUAGGUUUUUUCCUUGGUUUGAGGAUUUCAUAUAUAGGAGCUAUAGAUGGGACACAUAUACGUGCAUCUGUCCCAAUUGAAAUGCAAGGUCGAUUUUGUGGUAGAAAAGGUGGGACAACCCAAAGUAUGCUAGGUGCUGUUGAUUUUGAUAUGAAAUUUACAUAUGUGCUGGCUGGUUGGGAAGGUUCUGCUCAUGACUCAAAGGUCUUGCAAGAUGCGCUCAAAAGGGGAUUUAAGGUUCCUAAAGGAAAGUAUUACCUUGCUGAUGCGAGGUAUGGUGACCGUAAAGGAUUCAUGCCUCCAUAUAGGCGUACUCGCUACCACUUGAAAGAGUAUACCAACAAUCCACCCGAGAAUGAACGUGAAUUAUUUAAUCUUCGACACUCCUCGCUAAGAAUGGUUGUGGAGUGGGCAUUUGGAGUAUUAAAGAAGCGAUUUCGUGUCUUGGAUGCUGAGCCAUUUUGGCCGUAUGAAACCCAAGUAGAUGUACUUCUAGCAUGUUGUGUGUUACAUAACUACCUUAGAGGUGUUGACCCAAAUGACCCAAUUACAAGAGAAGUUGAAGUAGAGAUGACAUCACAAGAUUUACAACACAUGGGCGAAGCACGUACUCGAGGGAAACAGUGA